Striga asiatica is the source of this 606-nucleotide messenger RNA. NCBI's taxonomy places the organism in Eukaryota, Viridiplantae, Streptophyta, Magnoliopsida, Lamiales, Orobanchaceae. The record is from the annotation of a GenBank genome assembly.
AUGGAAAACCCUAACUACAGCGCCGCCGCCGGUCAAACACUCCCCUCCGCACAUGAAAACACCUCUAUCCCUCCCCCGCCGCCGUUGCCUUCUUCUUCCGACAGCCAGAUGCGGCAGGUAGCCAGAAAGGUUGCUUACCUGCCGGACUCGGUCAAGUCCGUCCUGAUCACCGAGGCCGCCGCAAAACACUUUUCCAUACUGUACGAUCUCUGCAAUCUCCACUACGGACGUUCCCCCCAAAUCCCGCCGUCGUUUCCCAGCAGCCUCUCCCAGCCGCCCCGCUGCUAUCUGCCCGAUCCGGUGGCGGAGCUUUUAGAUAUGGUGGCCCGUGAAGAGAGUAGGAAAAUCUACGUCCACAUUCUGAGUGGUGAGACGAGUAUGAACGACGUGAACGGCGUCGUUUGGGAGUUGGGGGCCGUUGAGAAGAUUGAAUUUCGAUGGUCUACCACUCUGGCUACGGUGACAUUUUGCGAUCCCGAGGCGGCGAGACGAGCCCUCGAAAUGCCUGUAGAGGUUAUGAACCGGCACCAACUCAGAUGGCACUCGGUCAGAACGGGUUGCCCUAUCUGCGAAGGGCGGGCAGGUUUCUCAUCGUAUUUGAUAUGA